AUGGGAGAGACGAUCACCGUUUCGGGUAUUACGGUUCACCCUAGCGAACUCGAACGGAUUGUCAAAUCAAUAGACGGAGUAUCGGAUUGUGUAGUCGUUGGAAUUGAGCACGAGAUUAAAGGGGAGGUUCCUCACGCCCUAAUCGUAAAAGGGAAGCAAGGGAUCAACGAUUGCAAGAUUAUGGCCCUCACAAAUGGCCAGCUUCCGCGACACAAACAGCUCGGCGGUGUGACUUUCAUCCGGAGCGACGCCACAAAUUACGACAACGUUUGGACGUAUGCCGAGCUGAAAACACGAUUAUUGAAGACGGCCACUUUUCUCCGGAAUGCUGGGUUUAUGAAGGGAGAUGUCUGCGCGAUCGCGAUGCCAAACUGCUUCGAGUUCCUCAGCACCGCGUUGGGCGCUUGGUGUGCGGGGAUGGUUGUCACCGGGAUCAGCCCGGAUUAUACACAUUACGAAAUGACCGAACAACUUGACGAUUCUGGCGCCUCGAUUGUAUUUGCGACAGAUCGAAUUCUCAAAACAGUGCUAAAGGCUUCAGAACAAUUGCCAAGAAUAAGGAAAAUUGUCUCCGAAGGUGGCAUCAAUCAAUUGAAGAAUCCGAAAAUUUCCACUUUUCGUGAAAUCUGGGAUUUGAGCCCAAACUUUGAUCCAUAUGGAAUAAAGUAUAACCUUCGCGAGGAUCUUGUGACGAUACCUUACAGCUCUGGAACGACGGGGAAGCCGAAGGGCGUAAUGUGCACGCAGCUAAAUCUGUCCUGCGUGCUGGAAAAUAUAUCACAAUCAGUGAAAAAAGCCAGUGAAACUUAUGGAAAAGGGUCUCAGGGCGACUUUUUCCUCGGAAAAGCCUAUAUCGCGCUUUUGCCGUUGUACCACGUGAUGGGACUGCAUGCCUCCACCAGCCUACUAUGUUUCGGGCAACACAUCGUUGUGAUGCCAAAAUUCAAUCUUAAAAUCUACCUAAAAGCUAUAGAAAAAUUUCGGGUAGAACGUCUCCUAAUCGUGCCUACGAUUUUGCAACGAUUGGACGAAUUCCCGACGCUGAAAUCCUAUGAUUUGAGCUCGGUCAACACGAUAAUGGUCAGCGGUGGAGCCUCCUUACAGAAAACCAAGGAAAACGUCAAAAGGAAGCUGAAUGUUCAGAUCUUGCAAAGUUAUGGCAUGAGCGAGGUGGCGUUGGGCGCUACGAAAUCCCUGCCAGGCGAUCCGCUCGGAGCUUCCGGGAAGUUACAGGCCAACAUGGAAUUGAAGGUCAUCGAUUCAACAACCGGAGAAAUCUGCGGGCCAAUGGUAGAAGGCGAAUUGAGGUUGCGGGGACCAACGAUAAUGAGAGGGUAUCUGAACCGGCCGGAAGAGAGCGCCAGCUGUUUUGACGAGGAUGGGUUUUUCAAAACAGGAGAUCGCGGCUACUUUGACCACAAGGGUUAUAUUUAUUUUGGCGACCGGCAAAAGGAUUUGAUCAAGGUGAACGGGCGCCAGGUAUCGCCGGCGGAAUUGGAGGAGGUGAUAUUAGAAAUUCCCGGAAUCCGCGAAUGCAUUAUUAUUGGGAUUCCUGACGAGAAAACAGGCGAGUUGCCAUACGCUUAUGUGGUAUUAGAAAACGGUUCCAAUGUGACAGCUGAUCAGAUAGCGGCUUCGCUCCAUGAGCGCGUCGCUCAGUACAAACGACUUGCCGGAGUCACGUUUCUCGCGGAAAUCCCGAAAAACGCGAUGGGAAAGAGCCUGCGGCGACUUCUGCCACUAUAUCUCAUUGCCGCCAAAUCGUCGAAUCUCGGCGGGAAAUAUUCGUAUUUUCUCUUCAGUUUUUGCGUUUGUAGUCUCAUUCUUUGUAUGGUCGACUUUUUGAUAGUGCCGACCACGAUCUCCGCUGAUAAAACUUAUAUAAUCCUUGCUCAACGAACAUUUUUCGGCCAUGAUACUAGCACCUACAUUUUAUUACUGCUCUACCUCUUUGUGUUCUCACAAACUAUCGUUUCGUUGAUGCUGCAAUUUUUGUACCGGUACUCUGUCGUUUGCAGGAAUUCACUACUCGCCAACAAUUCUGGGCGCACAAAUUUUAUACUCUGCAUUUUUGCUUCGAUCUCGAUCUGCACGAUCUGGACGCUCGAUAAUCAUAUUUUCACGGGUCCCCAAGCCGUCGAUGAACAUGUGUGGCCCAUUUUGGAACGAGUAUUUUAUCAGCAAUUUGAGAGGAACAUUAGUGGCGUGACGUUUGUAUCGCAGACAUUUGAGGCCCCAGAAGAAGACCACGUCUACUUGGCUUACGUCUCGACGUUAACCGGCUUAAGCUUGCUGGUUAUAACCUGGACUGUCAUUAUGGUGUCUGGCUUGCUGAUUUAUCAAGAAUUGAUGCAAAAUCAAGUUGCGAGUCAGCUUACGAAACAUCUUCAAAGAGAGCUAUUUCAUGCGCUGGUGAUACAGGACCUCGAAGCGACUGCCCCAGGCCACGUUGAGCACGCCUAUAUUUCGACCUUAAUCGGGCUGGCUAUGCUCGGCAUAAUUUGGGCAGUGGUUAUGGGUGCCUGUUUUGGGACCUAUCGUAGUCUUCAGAAUGGAGAGGGUGUUAGCAAGAAGACGAAGCAGCUGCAGAGAGGAUUAUUUUAUGCUUUAGUUAUACAGAUGCUCAUUCCACUCUUCUGCAAUUUCCUCCCACUCGCUAUUUUAUUAGCAGCAGCCAUGUUCGAGCUUCCGAGCUGGUUAUCAAUCAUUUGUCUACUUAUCCCGUUCGAUCCAAUCCUGGAGCCCAUAGCGGUUAUCUACUUCAUUAAAUGCUACAGGAAAGUCAUUAUCUCCUGGGUCAGCUUCGGAAAACCCAAGAACGUCCUCCAGAUCCAGCACUAUUCAACCGAAUCGGGAAGGCAACGCGAUUCGGAUCGGCAAACGGCC
Molecule: messenger RNA, 2886 nt
Organism: Mesorhabditis spiculigera
Lineage: Eukaryota; Metazoa; Nematoda; Chromadorea; Rhabditida; Rhabditidae
Source: the annotation of a GenBank genome assembly